Messenger RNA from Rhagoletis pomonella (apple maggot), 642 nucleotides. RefSeq lists its product as uncharacterized. The record is from RefSeq and is a predicted model, not a curated record. Lineage: Eukaryota; Metazoa; Arthropoda; Insecta; Diptera; Tephritidae. The transcript has 2 exons. The coding region runs from base 1 to 642 and encodes 213 amino acids.
AUGCCAAAGCGGAGUGGAAAACAUAAAAUAAUCGACGCCCUUUGCAAGAAUCAAGCAUUAAACCUGAUAUUCCUUGACUCAAGCGACGAAGAAGACGCAGAUGAACUUAAUGAAAUUUGUUCGCUGAGUAUGCUAUGCUUAUUAAACAGCCGUAGAAGUGUACACUUUGGAAUGCCAAAAUCAUCCGAUUGGCAGCAUAACGUACUAGCAAAUUUUGAUGAAAAAAGGUUCAACGAAAUGGUUCGUGUUCGUCCAGACGAAUUCAGAUACAUCUUGGAUUGUAUAAAAGACGAUCCUGUCUUUCAUACAAGUCGUAGCGUAGCACAGAUUCCUAUAGAUUUGCAACUAAAAAUAGUGCUAUAUAGACUAGGAUCUUCCGGAGAUGGGGUAUCUAUACGCAAGGUUGUCUUUUUGUUUGGAAUAGGCGAUGGGGGCACUAUUCAAAACGUUACCAGGCGUGUAUUCAAAGCUAUACUGAGGUUAAAGAAGAAAUUUAUAUAUUGGCCAAAUCAGAGAGAAAGGCUGGAACGUAUUUACACAACAAAGCAAGAAAUCCCAGAAUGCGUAGGAUACAUCGAUGGUUCCGAAAUAAGAUUAGCUGAAGCCCCCAUCAAGAAGCAGGAACUUUUUUUUCUCACGUAA